GUGACCAUGGCGAGCGAGGCGUUGCCAAGUGGAAGUGACGUCACGGCGCUAGUUCGUGUUCACCACAGGAGAUACGAAUACGAGGCCUGUGACAAGCUCCUGCGACGGGGGUCCGCUGUUAAAAUCCACCUCCAUCUUGCUUAUCCUUGGGGAUAACGAUGACCAAACCGACAAGAGCAUAAUCUACAGACUCUAAGCUUUCGCCUGAUCACAAUAUUGUGAUAUUUCGGACUUAAAUAUAUUAGAAAAGGAAUGGUGAAAAGUGAACUCCGUCGGAAGAAUCCGAAUUCUCCUCAGGGAUUCGGGGGGGUGGGGGUCGCAUAAAGAUAUAUAGGAUCGCAACAGUUAAACAACGCGGAAAAAAUUUAAGAUAAACACGAAUUUAAAGGCCGACAGUAUCUGGUUUUAUAGAAAUUAGCUGAAAUACAAUCAAGGGACUCGUUCGAGAGACACCAAUAAACACAGCGAUGGAGCUACGAGUUGGAAACAGAUACAGACUGGGUAGAAAAAUUGGAAGUGGAUCAUUUGGAGACAUUUAUCUGGGCACAGACAUUUCAGUUGGAGAGGAAGUGGCCAUCAAACUGGAAUGUGUGAAGACAAAGCACCCGCAGCUCCACAUUGAGAGCAAGAUAUACAAGAUGAUGCAGGGUGGAGUUGGCAUUCCUACUAUAAAGUGGUGUGGUGCAGAAGGAGAUUAUAACGUGAUGGUGAUGGAGUUGCUCGGCCCCAGUCUGGAGGAUCUCUUCAAUUUCUGCUCCAGGAAGUUCAGCCUGAAGACUGUCCUGCUGUUGGCUGAUCAGAUGAUUAGCCGCAUUGAGUACAUCCACUCCAAGAACUUCAUUCACAGAGAUGUGAAGCCUGAUAACUUUCUGAUGGGCUUGGGAAAGAAAGGCAACCUGGUCUACAUCAUUGACUUUGGUCUGGCCAAGAAAUACCGUGAUGCACGAACACACCAGCACAUUCCCUAUCGUGAGAACAAGAACCUGACGGGCACUGCGCGUUACGCAUCCAUCAACACACAUCUUGGCAUUGAGCAGUCUCGGCGGGAUGACCUGGAGUCUCUCGGUUAUGUGCUGAUGUACUUCAACUUGGGCUCGCUGCCUUGGCAAGGACUGAAAGCCGCCACCAAGAGACAGAAGUAUGAGCGUAUCAGUGAAAAGAAGAUGUCCACCCCCAUUGAAGUUCUCUGCAAGGGCUACCCAUCUGAAUUUGCUACGUACCUCAACUUUUGCCGAUCACUGCGAUUUGAUGACAAGCCAGACUAUUCGUACUUGAGGCAACUCUUCAGGAAUCUGUUCCACAGACAGGGCUUUUCCUAUGACUACGUGUUUGACUGGAACAUGCUCAAAUUUGUAACUAAAUUUAACCUUCCAGCAGAGGAGGUGAAACUGGAGAGGAGAGAGCGAGACGAGCGGAUGAGGCACAGCAGGAAUCCUGCAGCUCGAGGGAUCCCAGCAGCCUCAGGCAGACCCCGCCCCACACAGGACGGAGCUCCUCCCACACCCCUCACCCCCACCUCUCACACAGCAAACACAUCUUCACCGAGACCGGUCACUGGCAUGGAGCGCGAACGGAAGGUCAGCAUGCGGCUUCAUCGUGGCGCCCCAGUGAACGUGUCGUCCUCAGACCUGACAGGGCGACAAGACACCUCCCGCAUGUCCACAUCACAGAAUAGCAUUCCCUUCGAUCACCACGGCAAGUAGUUGAUCGUCACAUCCUUGUGUGAAGGCAGGUGCACCAGAUUGUCUCCAUGUCCCAGAAGCCUCCACUUUGCAAUAUGGAGCACGAUGGGCAACCUAACUACACACAGCUGAUUGACCACUCUCCACCAUCAGCUAAUAGAUAGGGCGUCAGUCUCUUUCUUCUAUUGACCAAACCAAAAUGGUGUAGAACCAACCUGACCUCUUUGCUUACAGGCUCUCUCUACUCUUCUUCUUAUCUAAUUUUCUCAUAUUUUCUCCCCCACUCUCUUUAAAUGUUCUCGUGGACAUGAGAGCUACAGCCUGUUGCGAAUUCACACCAGUGGGUUGACCAAUCAGAGACUGGAUCAGCCAGCCACACCAUUGUCAUCUCCUGCUUCCUUCCUUCCUUCCUUCCUUCACAGUUCCACUCUUACACAUUCAGUGCUGCACAACUUUCUCUGGUUCAGGCUCCUCGCGAUUGAGGCUAAUGUAUCGUCUGUGUGGUUUAAAUGGGUCU
Messenger RNA from Sinocyclocheilus rhinocerous, 2199 nucleotides. RefSeq names its product casein kinase 1, delta b (gene csnk1db). The transcript is spliced from 10 exons. Bases 468 to 1703 code for a protein of 411 amino acids. The record is from RefSeq and is a predicted model, not a curated record. Lineage: Eukaryota; Metazoa; Chordata; Actinopteri; Cypriniformes; Cyprinidae. Gene Ontology annotation, biological process: protein phosphorylation. Gene Ontology annotation, molecular function: ATP binding; protein kinase activity.